AUGUCCUGCAAAACAUUGAAUAUUGCCGACUUAAUUGUUGAUGAAAAUUAUCGUGGACAUGGAGUUGGCAAAGUUUUAAUGGAACAUUUAAAGAAAUACGCAAAAGAAAAUGAUUAUGGAGCUUUAGAAGCUCUCACACCAAGGAUGACGACAGAAAAGGCCAAAGAAAGAAUGGCCUUCUACGAGAAACAUGGAUUCUUCCAAGUUGGACCAGGAAUUAUCUGUGAUUUAGAGCCAUUGAACAAUGAUUAA
This is a messenger RNA of Trichomonas vaginalis G3, 252 nucleotides long. RefSeq names its product acetyltransferase (GNAT) domain-containing protein. The record is from RefSeq and is a predicted model, not a curated record. Gene Ontology annotation, molecular function: acyltransferase activity, transferring groups other than amino-acyl groups. Lineage: Eukaryota; Parabasalia; Trichomonadida; Trichomonadidae. The transcript has a single exon. Bases 1 to 252 code for a protein of 83 amino acids.